Messenger RNA from Lolium perenne, 2329 nucleotides. RefSeq lists its product as uncharacterized. The record is from RefSeq and is a predicted model, not a curated record. Lineage: Eukaryota; Viridiplantae; Streptophyta; Magnoliopsida; Poales; Poaceae.
UGGCUCAGUUGACCGGUAGGAAGUCGCUGUCACUCACUCUUCUUCGCCAUAGGAUGCUUCGGCGGCGCUCUCCUCGCUGUGAAGUGUGAACUCUCGCCAUAGGAUCUGUAGGAGCGGCUGGCGGAGGUUUGGUCGCGGCCACCGAGGAUAGCGAAAGAUGGGGAAGCAGAAAAUGCGCCGGAAGCCGGGAUCUGGGGCGGUCGCUGCUGCUUGAUGCAGCCGCAUCAGCUCGUACGUUGGUGAAAGAGAGCGCAAGCGGAGGGCUGGAAGCCAUCGGAUGGGUCUGGGAAUCAGGGCAGUAGAAGAAAGCUGCCGGAGGCGCGGUUUCCGCGGUGCUCGGGAAGCUUUGUUCUUGCUCCGGCGGCCACGGGCCAAAGCGAAGUUCAUGGGGAUGAAUGGAUGGGCUGGUAGCCUGGUACGCCCGUGGUGAGACAACUGGGGCACCUACGGCCUACGGGAAACUCCAGCUUGAACCAUUUUUCUCCAGCACCGCUUGCAAGCAUAGAACCACCAGUCGUUUGGAUCGUCCACAAUGGUGCAAAAUAGUAUGCAGGAACUCAGUAUGCAAAACAAUGUGGCAAACUAUGCGGUCUUGCACCAAAAUGAUUUUCGGUAAGCAGCCAUGGGCAACUAAGACUAAUUCCAUGGUGAAAGUGAAGAAAAAAAAGAAUGCAAGGAAUGCGUGUGAGCAUAUGCUCUCAGCUGAUGGCAAAACGCCGCGUAAAAGAUCAAGAGGCAGGAUAAAGCACAGGCAAGACAGAAGAGUAAAUUACCGCCAACAGCGGUGUCAGGAAGCUCUUCAACAGGUCCCUUGCCUAACCAUAUCUCCCGCCUCCGAGCCUCUACAUCAGACAUUAUAGGCAGGACAACAGUAUAGUAUGAAGGAACUUUCCUGGAAGAAUUGUUAGUAGACGAAGCCCCGAAGGCAACAGAAGAGGCAAUCGUAGGCCUACCCCGCCAUAGAGAACGGGCCAAAGGGCAGUACUUCGUGCGCGCAUAGGCGACAAAGAGCGCAGAGCCACUCACAGCAGGAGCAACAUCUUGCGAACCAUGGCUGCCGGCGUGGAGGUGGAGAAACCGACGCGGAAGGUGGGUUUUCAGGCCGACAACGCCCAGAUCCCCGAUGUAUGUCCGUAGCAGAUUGCGCAGCAGAUGGAGAACCACCAGCAAUCACGGUGGGAACCCCAGCCGGCAAAUAAGCAGAGAGAUCAGAGGUAGCAGCAACCAGAGGAAAAGCAGAAGACCAGCAGCCGCGGAGAAACCUUGGCCACGCCCACAGGAACUUGGUGAGCGGCAGCGAGAUGACACAGAAGAGACAUCCUCCAAACCACGGCAAUGGUGCGGAACCGGCAGCGGAGGCAACAGCGCCGACGGCAUAGACAGCGGCACGGACGUCAACAAAUCAGAAAUAGGAGGCAACUCAUCGACGCCACGCCGGCGCGUGACCAAAGGUGGAGGCGCCGACGCGGCAGGUGAACGGCCUCGCCUACAGGCCAACCACAUGCCGCCCACUCGUAUAAAAGCCUGCAAAAAAGAAGACCAGAUUAGACAGGACAACGAAGAAGAAGAUGGAGAAGAGAGCAGAACAAAACAGAUGAACCAAAACCUAGCAGAAGCGCAAGGAAGAGAAUUGAAAUCAAGAAUAAAAAGGACAUCAAGAAGGAGGAAACACAGGAACGCCGGACCCUUCGAGAUGGAGCCGUGACCGAGGAAGAGGGAAAGGAAAAAUUACCCGAGGAAAGGAGAAAAGAGGGCGAGAUAAGCGGCAAGUAAACAGCAAACUGUUCCAGAAUAUCAGCAGCACAACACGUAUCACACAUGAAAAGAAGACGUGUCGCAGAUGGGAAACCCACUAUCUAAGGAAACCGGAGCCACCGGAGAUCAGAGGUCCACGGAAGGAAAGAAAUAAUAGGAAAAAUAAAGAACCGGUUUGGAAAGAAGGGAACAACCGGAUAGCUUCCGGUAAUCACGUAUUGUACGAAGGAAAAUAAAGUGAGAGGAGAAACCGAACCAGCGGGAACCAUGGCCAUCUACAGGGAAAAAUGCUUAGGUGGCGAUGCGUGAUUAGAGGAAACGAUGGAGAGAACAGUGCCCAAAUCUCUCUCCUGACGGUAAAAGGGUUCAACUUUGAUAUAGUUUAUAAUACAGCAGAGCUCCUGCUGGUUCGGGUCAAAAGAAAAAAUCCAACUGAACAUAGUAAUUCAUCAACCUAAAAGCAUUCACUAUGUAUGAAAAAAAAAGAGAACCAUACCUCUAUUUGAACUAGUUUAACAUAUAGUAGAGCAUGGGCUCAUAUCGUUCUGACAAGAAAAGCAACUUAUUUUGUUGA